Messenger RNA from Lodderomyces theae, 1116 nucleotides. RefSeq names its product MDR family NADP-dependent oxidoreductase. Gene Ontology annotation, molecular function: oxidoreductase activity, acting on the CH-CH group of donors, NAD or NADP as acceptor. The transcript has a single exon. The coding region runs from base 1 to 1116 and encodes 371 amino acids. The record is from RefSeq and is a predicted model, not a curated record. Lineage: Eukaryota; Fungi; Ascomycota; Pichiomycetes; Serinales; Debaryomycetaceae.
AUGUCCUUACCUACUAAAUCUACUCAAGUCGUCUUCGAACACAACCCAAAUGGAGACAUCGUUCCAGAUACCGGAAAGCCAGACUCCACCUUUGCUGUGAAGGAGGCUAAGCUCGAUACUGAUUUGAAGAAAGGUGACUUGCUACUCAAAACGUUGUACCUUUCAAAUGAUCCCACUCAACGUAACUGGUUGAGGAAAAAGGGAGACGAUGGUAGAAACUAUUCAAAGAGCAUUUACGAGGGUGAGGUGAUGGAAGCUUAUGGGCUCGCUAAAGUGAUAAAGUCAAACGCCGAAGGAUACAAAGAAGGAGAUAUUAUUAGUUCAAGAAUCCAGUGGGCUGACUACUCGGUUUUGCCAGCCAAUGAAGUGUUCAACAAAGUGGAUACGAGUGCAAACUUGCCUUUGUCUUACUUUCUAUCUGUUUUGGGGAUGACCUCAUUAACUGCUUUUCUUGGAUUGACAGAAGCUGGCCAAUUGAGGAAAUAUUUGUCUGACAAGAGUGGAAAGGGACCAGUUGUCUGUGUCUCUGCUGCUUCAGGUGCUGUUGGGUCUACCGUGGUUCAAAUUUCUAAACAUGUAUUAGGUGCUUCCAAAGUCAUUGGACUCAGCGGCUCUGACGAAAAGGCAAAGUGGGUGGAGAAACUUGGGGCCGACUUGUGUGUCAAUUACAAGAAUUCAAAUUACCAAGACCAAAUUCUCAAGUUUCUUGAUGGCGAUUACAUCGACGUAUACUUUGACAAUGUUGGAGGUGAGAUUCUCAGUUUUGUUUUGGCGCAUAUGGCCAAUUUUGGAAGAAUUGUUGCUUGUGGAGCAAUCUCAGGGUACAAUGAUCCAAAGGCUGCUAGAGUCGACAACUGGUUCCAUAUCAUAGCUCAAUGUUUAACCGUGGAAGGUUUCCUCGUCGGUCAGUAUAAAGAAAAGUUUCCUGAAGCUAUCGACAUAUUGACAAAAGCAAUUAAGGAAAAGAAGGUGGAUGUUGAUGAUUCCAUUCAUGUGGAGACUUUGAGCGGUGACUCUGAGAAACAGAAGUUCGCCAAAGUACCACAAAUCUGGAACCAGUUAUUUACAGGCGAGAAACCAAAAGGUAAGUUGUUGAUCAAGGUGGCUGAUGCUUAA